UUUUUUCACGACCCUUGAGAAAAAAAUGCAGAUCUUCAGCAAAGUGUUGAGAGAUACUGAUGUCCAUGUUCGGUUCUCGUUCCCAACUCAUUGCUUAGAGCAUUUAGAUUUUGCUGGAAAUAAUUAUGUUGAUUUGUAUGUUAAAGAUAGCUGUGGUGAGCUUCGAGUUAUUCGUUGCCUGAAGAGAAAUGGAGUUUAUGACAAGCCAGUGCUUUCUAAGGGCUGGCUUAAAUUUGUUGCUGAUUAUGGACUGAGAGUUGGUGACAAGGUUGUUCUUCAUCGUGAUGAUGACCAGAACCUGGGGUCACAGUUCAUGAUUGAAGCUAAGAGGAGAAUCAUGCUGCUUGGUGAGGAGGCUUGGGGUGAUGUGACAAGAGAUAACUAGCUAUUAUUUGGAUGUUCGGCCAUAUCCAGAUAUAUAUAGAAGAAUGAAUUUAUGUGUGUGUUUAUGUUUGAGUGUUUGUAGUGAUCAUAAUCAAUGUCAUCUGCGUCAGUCUAAUUAAAUAAAUGUGUUGCUGUUCUUGGUUUCUUGAAUAUGUAUUACGUGCAUGUAAUUCUCAGCAAUAAUGGAUUUAAUUAAUUAUAUAUGAUCA
Molecule: messenger RNA, 593 nt
Organism: Populus nigra (black poplar)
Lineage: Eukaryota; Viridiplantae; Streptophyta; Magnoliopsida; Malpighiales; Salicaceae
Exons: 1
Coding region: 26-385 (119 amino acids)
Molecular function (GO): DNA binding
Source: RefSeq, a predicted model, not a curated record